UCCUCUUAGGUCCAACCAGAAUGCAUGCAUGGCAUCGCAUAACAUAUCGUGUCGUUUCCCUUUUGAAACACCCAAGAAACAAAAGGGAAAACGCUAGAAUCUGAAUGGAUGAUCAAGUUUUCUGGGGAAUGUCCAAAAUUUGCAAUAUCCAUUGAGAAUUGGUGAAGGUUACUGUACCCCCAUUGAAUUCGACCACUGCAUCGUGAAUUUAAUAAUUUGUUAUCAUUAUAAUUAGGUUUGGAUUAUAUUAAAAAAUUGGGGAAAAUGACGACGAGAAUGCAAUCGGCACCAGGAAGCUCAGGGUAUUUGGAUGUGUAUCCCGACCGAAAAAUCUCGUUUUUUAAGAGUCCUUUUAUUCUCGGACUCACUGCUGUCGCUGGUAUUGGUGGCAUGCUUUUUGGCUACGACACGGGUGUCAUAUCAGGAGCACUUUUGUAUAUUAAAGAUGAUUUUGAAACAGUUAAACAAAGUAAUUUUCUUCAGGAAACAAUAGUGAGCAUGGCAAUUGCUGGUGCAAUAGUUGGAGCAGCAACAGGAGGAUGGAUAAAUGAUGUUUAUGGACGAAAGAAGGCCACUCUGAUUGCUGAUGUAAUAUUUAUUUUAGGAGCAAUUGGCAUGGCAGCUGCAACAGACCCUACUGUUCUCAUUCUGGGACGUUUAUUGGUUGGUUUGGGUGUUGGUGUUGCAUCUGUUACUGCUCCUGUGUACAUUGCAGAAGCAUCACCAUCUGAAAUAAGAGGCUCAUUAGUAAGCACAAAUGUUCUCAUGAUAACUGGUGGACAGUUUCUUUCCUACCUCGUAAAUCUUGCUUUCACACGGGUUCGUGGGACAUGGCGAUGGAUGCUUGGGGUUUCAGCUGUGCCAGCAGUGGUUCAGUUUUUUCUCAUGCUUUCUCUACCCGAAUCCCCAAGAUGGCUCUUUAUGAAGAACAGGAAAAAUGAAGCUGUUGAUGUGCUUUCCAAGAUCUAUGACAUCGAUCGCUUGGAGGAUGAAGUUGAUUUCUUAACGGCUUUGUCAGAGCAAGAUCGCCAAAGAAGGAAGAACAUAAAAUUUGGUGAUGUUUUUCGAUCAGAAGAAGUCAGACUGGCAUUCCUCGUUGGAGCUGGACUUCAGGCUUUCCAGCAGUUCAUAGGUAUAAACACAGUGAUGUACUACAGCCCAACAAUUGUUCAAAUGGCUGGCUUCCGCUCUAAUGAGGUGGCUCUUCUGCUGUCCCUUAUAGUUGCUGCCAUGAAUGCCGCUGGAACAAUUCUUGGCAUAUACCUAAUAGACCACGCCGGGCGCAAGAAGUUGGCUCUUUCUAGCUUAGGAGGGGUAUUUGCUUCUUUGAUAAUCUUGUCUGUGUCAUUCCUAAACCAAUCAUCAAAAGAACUCUAUGGAUGGCUUGCAGUGUUGGGUUUAGUUCUGUACAUUGCUUUUUUCGCCCCAGGGAUGGGUCCUGUGCCAUGGACUAUGAACUCAGAGAUAUAUCCUGAGGAAUACAGAGGAAUCUGUGGGGGCAUGUCAGCCACUGUGUGUUGGGUUUCAAAUUUGAUUGUGUCUCAGAGCUUUCUUUCAGUUGCAGACGCCAUUGGAACAGGUUCCACUUUCUUGAUUCUUGCGGCCAUUACAGUUUUUGCCUUUCUGUUUGUGCUGUUAUAUGUUCCAGAGACCAAAGGAUUGACCUUUGAUGAAGUGGAACUGAUAUGGAAGGAGAGAGCUCGGGGCCAUAACGCUGACUCACAGACCCUUCUUGCUGAGGGAACUCAAAACUAAUCUUAACCACACACUCACAUCAUUUUAUAUCUUUCGGAUUUUCUUAAUUACAUAUAUUUCUUUUCACGUGUACAUAUGCUCCCUCUCGUGUAUGUAUGUACACUACUUUUACCUGUACAAGCGACUGAAUUUAAAA
Vigna unguiculata (cowpea) is the source of this 1891-nucleotide messenger RNA. RefSeq names its product inositol transporter 1-like. Gene Ontology annotation, cellular component: membrane. Gene Ontology annotation, molecular function: transmembrane transporter activity. The record is from RefSeq and is a predicted model, not a curated record. Gene Ontology annotation, biological process: transmembrane transport. Lineage: Eukaryota; Viridiplantae; Streptophyta; Magnoliopsida; Fabales; Fabaceae.